Messenger RNA from Oikopleura dioica, 1641 nucleotides. The record is from the annotation of a GenBank genome assembly. NCBI's taxonomy places the organism in Eukaryota, Metazoa, Chordata, Appendicularia, Copelata, Oikopleuridae.
AUGUGGCUGGACGAUCUGUUCCCUGGAGAGUGGAAGUUUUCCAUGGCCGUUGUCCCUAUCUUUCUGCUUUGUAUUGCUCCUACUGAAGCUUCUUAUGAGUUCCCUGCCUAUCGAAUGUACCAAUACGAGUAUCAAAGCGCGGAUAUCACUGAUCGCGAAGCUUUUGGAUCUACCGGUGCAGUUGUUUCUUUUGAGGGUCGAGCUCCUGAUGCUAAGCAAAUCACCCGCAAAAACGUCGUCAUUAACCUCCUCGACAUCACCUCCGAGCAGUCAUUCAAGUCACUCCUCGACAAGAACCCAGGAUCCGUCCUCAUAAUCCUGCCGGACUUCAUGAGAACGGAAGACUUUCGAAACGUGACCAAGAAGACCCUUGAUCAGCUCGCUGAUGCUGAACAAGCGCUUUUGGACUUUCCAAUUACACAAAUUCCUAUUUACUUUUCAUACGAAACUGCAGAGUUGAAGCAAAUUCAAGACGAGCUCAAGGAUCUCUCGGAUUUGACCGGUGCUUCCGCGAUUCUUCAUGCAGGAUCAUCGGUUCUUCAUCAGUUUUCUGUCACAGGAAAGCAGCCAGAACUUCUUAAGACACGACUUGAUGCUAUUGAAUCACGCCUUGAUGGAAUCUCUGGGUCUCCAACCAUUCUUGUAACCACGAAGAUGGAUGCGUUUGCGUCUUCUUUCGCUCUCGCUCGUGGAGCUAACUCUGCCGGAUCUGGGCUUGGUGUUACUCUUGAAAUCGCAAGAUCUCUUUCGAUGCUUUUCAUCGACGACUCCACUCGACCGCAAUACAACGUAUUAUUCGCAAUCAUGCCCGCUGAUAGUAUCAACUUUGUCUCCACCAAGAACUGGCUCGACGCAAAGGACAAAAAUGAAAACUCCGGAAAUUUGAAAAACAUCCAUCUUGCUAUUUGUCUCGAUGCUUUGGGAUCUUCUUCUGAAGGAAAAAUCUAUGCGCAUGUUUCGAAGCCCCCAGCUGAAGGGACUCUCGGUGCCAAGUUCUACAAGUCUCUUCAAGCCGCUGCUUCUGCUAACGGACUUGAACUAGAGCUCGUUCACAAGAAAAUUAAUAUUCAAGAAGAAGCACGAAAAUGGCAGCAUGAGCGAUUUGCAUUCAAGAAGGUUCCAUCGAUCACUCUUUCUACAAUUUCCGACCCAGAAUCGUCCGCUCGACGAUCUCUUGCUGAUUUCUCAAGCAGAAUCAACAAACAAGAAUAUGCAACUGUUACCAAGACCAUCGGAGCUGGUCUUUUGAAUACUCUCUACCAGGACAAGGCAAUUACUCAUGGAAUCGAAGUGAACGGAGAUGCUGCUUUUGCCUGGGUUGAGAACCUUUCCGCUACUCAAAGAUCUGCUGGAAACUUUACCAAACGAUCUUUCAAUGAUAUCAAAAAGCACAUGGAUACUUUCACCAGCAAUGUCGAGCUCGUCAACGUCGGUCAGGGCAUCGAUCUUUACAAUACUCACGAAGUCGUCAUGUCACAGUUCUUGGUGCGGCCACCUAUCUUCGACCUCUACCUCGGCUCCAUCGUCGGCCUCUGGUUGGGUCUCAUCUAUCUGCUGAUCACCAACUUUACCGAAAUUAUUGCCUGCCUUAAACCUAUUCUUUCACGUCCCGAUGUCGUCAAGCGCAAAAAGAUUAACUAG